Molecule: messenger RNA, 2660 nt
Organism: Camponotus floridanus (Florida carpenter ant)
Lineage: Eukaryota; Metazoa; Arthropoda; Insecta; Hymenoptera; Formicidae
Gene: Syn2
Product: gamma-1-syntrophin
Exons: 12
Coding region: 710-2203 (497 amino acids)
Cellular component (GO): dystrophin-associated glycoprotein complex; intracellular anatomical structure
Molecular function (GO): structural molecule activity; protein binding
Source: RefSeq, a predicted model, not a curated record
UGGUCAAUGCAAGGACAACGCUUGCUUUGAUCCGCGCCUGAAGGAGCCAGAACGAGACGCCGCUUAUGCGCGGCGCCCCGCAUAAAUCGAUGCGCCGAGGCUCUCGGCCGCGCGACAUAUGUGUCCGCGCACGCACGCGCGCGCACAUGUCGCCGCACUGACAGACACAGACGCGUGCGGCCAGUUCGCGCUCGCCGCCAGGCUCACGCUCGUCAUCUGGAGGCAUUUUCCGAUCGCAUCGACAUCGUCGCCGACGACCGGUUCGACACCAAUUUUCCACUCGAUCACAUAGGGAGAGCCGCUACGAUGAAGGGCCGUCGCGGUCGUCGCGCUGCCGUCGCGAGGAACAGCCCGUCACCGGGACAGUGAGAGUCGCGAUAGUGCGGUAGCCGCCGAUGUCGCCAGCGGUGACCACGACGAGUCCCGUCGCCGAGGCUGACAGCAGCAGCGGUACGAGCCUCGGACGAAACGCCAGGGUGCCGUCACCUCACUAAUCACGCCCGAGAAUAAUGAGAAUCAACGCGACGAAGAUGAGCACUCCGAUCGAGGAGAAGAUUGACCAGAAGCUCAAGAAGUCGAAGAUGCGGUUACAUCUGAGAGUUAUGUUUUGGACUUGGAAUUUUCUGGACCAGCGCUCGUACAUCUUCAACUCAUCUUCUCGCGUCAAUUAUUCUCUUUACGCGCUCAAUCGACACGUUUCAUCAUCCCGAUGAAAUUCACGGUGCGACAGGUACGAACGGGAAUGGUGACGGUUAGCGAUGGAAAGAGUAAACCUAUCCCGAUGCGUUUGCACCUGUCGAUGGAGGUAUUGAAGCUUCAACGAGAGGAUUUGGAGCAGGCAGCGAAUCACAAUAAGCCACCUCUGGACGCCAAGGAGCGCAUGGUGCAAAUUACCAGGCAGAAGGUCGGUGGUCUGGGACUGAGCAUAAAGGGUGGAGCGGAACAUAAACUUCCAGUGCUGAUAUCGAGGAUUUAUAAAGGUCAGGCCGCCGAUCAGUGCGGUCAACUCUUUGUAGGAGAUGCAAUUAUUAAAGUGAAUGGAGAGUAUAUUACGGCGUGUAAUCACGACGAUGCUGUCAAUAUUUUAAGGAAUGCCGGUGAUAUAGUAGUUUUAACGGUCAAACAUUAUCGAGCGGCCAAGCCAUUUCUACAAAAGAAUGAGAAGGAAGAAAAGUUGGAUAAUGUUGCCAAUGGUACGGCGGAAGACGGAUGGAUAUCGCCCAACAGGCAAGGAGGCAGUCCCAGAUGCAGUCACAGUCGACAAAGUUCGAACGCAUCUUCGAGCUCGAUGCAAUAUAAAAGAUGGGUGGAUGUCAUUACGGUUCCAUUAAUGAUGGCGUAUGUCACAAGAUAUAUAUUUGGAACCGACAAAUUAAGAAGAAACGCAUUCGAAGUGAGAGGUCUUAACGGAGCGCGUACAGGAGUAAUACACUGCGAUGAUAGCGCUAUUCUGAGCCAAUGGUUAAAAUAUAUAACUGAUAACAUUACAGGAUUAACGCACUUGCAGAUGAAACUGUACAAUCGCAAUUUUGGAGUCGGUGAACGCAUAGAAUACAUGGGCUGGGUGAAUGAGGCAGUUAGCAAUAGUAAUCAACCGUGGCAGAGUUACAGACCGCGGUUUCUGGCUCUAAAGGGACCGGAUUUAUUGCUGUUUGAAACACCUCCUUGCAAUAUCGGCGAUUGGUCACGCUGCGCGUUAACUUUCAAGGUGUAUCAGACAAUGUUUCGCGUGAUGCGCGAAUCGGAGAAUGUGGACGAGCGGCAGCAUUGCUUCUUGGCGCAAAGUCCAGGAAAACCGCCACGUUACUUGAGCGUCGAGACUAGACAAGAACUCCUGCGAGUCGAGGCAGCGUGGCACACCGCCAUAUGUUCAGCUGUUACAUAUUUAAAGAGCAAAACUUUCCCAGUGACUUUUAAUAGCAGAAGCGCAGGUUUAACGUUGGAAUGGACUCAAGGAUUCACGUUGUCGUACGAAGGGAUCGGCGAAAUUGCGUGGCGUUACAAAUUCUCUCAAUUGAGAGGGUCCAGCGACGACGGUAAAAGCAGGCUCAAAUUACACUUCCAAGAACCAGAUAGUAUUGCUAUCGAAACGAAGGAAUUGGAGUGUUCCCAGUUGCAAAACUUGUUAUUCUGUAUGCAUGCGUUUCUUACCGCAAAGGUAGCCGCGGUAGAUCCUACAUUUUUAACGUCGACCACUCCGUAAAGAGCUGUAAUAUAGAUGUAAUAUGAUAUAAACAUUAUUGCCGACGAAUCACCAAGUGGAUCACUUUUGUGUUCUGUUGACGUUAUAUGGAUUAGAUAGAGAGCUUGAAGUGCGCUAAAAGUUCGCUGAAGGGAGAAGCAGCAGAAGAGGAGUGACAGAAACUAGUCAAUAUAUCCAAAAAGUAUUUUUAUCGUUUACAUAAAUAUACAGAUCACAAAGCGGUACUACUCUAUUCAUCCUACCAAGCCAAUUUCACUAGUAUACAUAUGAACCUAACGGCUAUUAUAGUAUUAUACGCAUCUAAGUAUAAGAAUUCUUUAGUUUCUAGGAGCGGCAGUGCGCAUUUAUGUAUAAUUGUCCUAUGACGCGAUUAUGUUUUAUAUAUUAUCUGCUUUUGUUGUGUAUAUUCUUUUUUGAAUUUUUGACAUAAUAUCAUGUUUUGUGUGUAUACGUGAUU